AAGAACCUAAGAUGACGGUUUUAUGAACAUUGUAUCUUGAGAUGCCACUAGUCAUCAAGGAGGAAUUCAUCCUUAACCUAGUAGCAAGACUCUGUGUCCCACUUGAAACUUAUUUGUUAUCUUACCACCUUCCAUCAGGCCCACCAUCCAGUUUUUCUCAGUUUCACUUUUUGGUGUCAAUUUCAUUUGAUUUGGGAAUCGGUCCUCGAGCCUUUGGUUUUCAAUGAGCUUGAACCGGGUCCCUGUCGUACACGAGUAUUAUUCCAUUUAGUCAUUGAAUGAUCAACGACCCCAAAGUUGUGGCAGCUAGUGUUGAAGGAUAUUGACGAGAGCUGGCACACUUAGCCAUUAGCUAGUAUGGGCCUCGAAAAAAAGGAAUUCCUGAUUGGCGAGUGGGUUUUUGUCGCUCUUUGCUUCGCCAUCACCGUCGCCCGGCUUGCAGUACGCACAUGGCACCGAGUAUGGUCCUUUUGGCUGUCCGAAAUCUUUCUCGUGCUUUCUCUCUUAUUCUUCCUCACACUGGUCGUAGGAGAUACCUAUACAAUAUCUAUAGGUAAAGACGCCUUUGUCGAGGAGUAUUUUGAUGAAGGCUUUGCAAUUUGGAAAUUCUCCAGUUCAAUCAUCUUCGAUCUGGGAUUUUAUCUUCCGAGAUUUAGUCUGCUUGCUUUCUACUACGAGCUCUUCCCAACAGCCGAGAAAAAGUUACGGCUGCGCCUCCACAUGGUUACAGCGUAUACCGUUUGUGCAUUUCUUACAACCGGAUUCGUGGAUCUAUUCUGGUGUGGCGCUGACCUAUCGGUAAAUUGGGCGAACAGCGACACUAAAUGCACAUUGGCCAAUUGUAUGGAGCCCAUGUAUAUCAACUGGUCAAUUGGUAUUAUCUCAGAAUUACUUGUCUUUGCACUACCGUUCGGAAUACUCAAGUUAAGAGCUUUGCAGACGAAGGAUAGGAGAGCAUUGUUCUGCAUAUUCCUCCUAGGCAUAUUCACAGUUAUAAUCAGCGCCGUACGGUUUUACUUGACCGUGAGAUCUAUUUGGAGCUUAGAGACCUAUCUUGUUGGUUCGGGAGAAAUUGCCACACAGAUCAUCGUCAUUGCAAUACCGGCUCUCCGCCCUUUGCUAGGUGCUAUUACACGUAGUUGGAGUAGAUACUCCGAUUCAAGGAUACAGUCACGCAGCAAGCAACCGGUCAACGACAUGAAACAAACCCAGCAAGUGUCUGUCACAAAUAUCAGCGUUUAAGGCAGCGAACGAGUUACGAGAUAUUUUAUCACCUCCGGCAUUAUCAAAGACGCCAGGUUACCUGAGCUAGGACAGGUUCUUGUCAUGGAGAUCUAGAGAUGGGAGACGAGUUAUGAAUACGUUCCAAAUAUAAGCGACUUAUAGUUGAGGAAUUUCAGGCAAGCACGCCAACGACAAAUAUUGUUGACAACACUCGAAGCAUAGAAAUAUCUAUAAAAGUACAUAAAAUAAAUACAUACGUACCCCUGAUGAGUCAUAUGGG
Messenger RNA from Colletotrichum navitas, 1504 nucleotides. RefSeq lists its product as uncharacterized. The record is from RefSeq and is a predicted model, not a curated record. Bases 358 to 1242 code for a protein of 294 amino acids. The transcript is spliced from 6 exons. NCBI's taxonomy places the organism in Eukaryota, Fungi, Ascomycota, Sordariomycetes, Glomerellales, Glomerellaceae.